CUUGCAAAUGAUAAAGUCAGUUAUUGGUAAUAAGGAGAACUAAUUUCAUCGUAUACACUAGUAAAGGGCGGCGAGAAAAAUUGUAAAGAAUUGAAAAUAUUUCAGAUAAACAAAGUUGGGAAGUCAACACUUAAUUAAUCACCGAUAAGAAAGCGAGUGGAAAAUAUAGCUUAAUAAAAUUUAGAAGCACUGAGUUCCUAUCAAACUUUAUUUGAUAAUUAAUAAAGAAUUGAUUUGUGUAAGAAUUUUGAUUAUGAAAGUAAAGCAACAUAAUAGUAAAAUCAAUUUUACUCAAUAAGAGAUUGUGGGUUGGGAUGAAGAGAAUUAAACUUGCGAGAAACCACAGAAGUUAACAACAGAUCAGAGUGUUUAGACAAGUAUUAGUUAAGAAAAAGCAAGAAAAUCCUUCUCACAAUAAACUUAGAGAAUUAAGACAAUUCCAAGGAUGAUAGAGGUGAGGCAAAAAACAUCAAAAACACCUCUCAGAACCACCAAGAUCACAAGUCCUAUGAUUGAGUAUCCAACGAUGCAGAAGUUCAAAUUGUUCUUCGAUAAGAAUGUUUAUAAAUAGGGAAUUCCUUAAUUGAUUAUAUGCGAUAGAUCUUUGAAUACAAUAGAUGGAUUGAAUUGUAUUAGUUUCAAUAAUUUUACAUCGAAACACAUGAAUCACAGAAGAAAUCAGAGUUUGUGUGUUGGAAAUAAAAUCAAUAGAAUGGAAAUCAUUAAAGAUGUUACUCACAAUCAAUGAGUUGUGAUUAUAGAUACU
Molecule: messenger RNA, 766 nt
Organism: Paramecium octaurelia
Lineage: Eukaryota; Ciliophora; Oligohymenophorea; Peniculida; Parameciidae
Source: the annotation of a GenBank genome assembly